Nicotiana tabacum (common tobacco) is the source of this 1777-nucleotide messenger RNA. Its product is annotated as polygalacturonase-like. The record is from RefSeq and is a predicted model, not a curated record. Gene Ontology annotation, molecular function: polygalacturonase activity. Lineage: Eukaryota; Viridiplantae; Streptophyta; Magnoliopsida; Solanales; Solanaceae. Gene Ontology annotation, biological process: carbohydrate metabolic process.
UCCAAAAGAUAUUUAUAGAAACAGAAGAAAGAUCUUAUAAUAAACAAGAUGUAUUUGAACUUCAAAUUACCAUUUGCAUUUGCACUUGUAUUUCUAGUGUACACAGGAGAAUCUCAACCUGCAGUUUUUGAUGUGACUAAAUUUGGUGCAAAGCCUGAUAGCAAUGAAGAUAUUAGCAAGGCUCUAUUAAGUGCAUUUAAGGAGGCAUGCAAUUCAAAAAUCCCAAGUAAAGUUGUGAUCCCAAAAGGCAUAUAUUUGAUGAAUCAAGUGAGGCUAGAAGGUAAUUGCAAAGCCCCUAUAGAACUUCAAAUUCAAGUCACUUUGAAAGCUCCUCCAAAUCCAAGCCAACUCAAGAAAGAUAUGGAAUGGUUAACUAUUAAUCAUAUUGAUCAUUUCACACUAUCUGGUGGUGGAAUUUUUGAUGGCCAAGGAGAACAAGGUUGGGCACAAAAUGACUGUAAAAAUUCAGAAAGUUGCGGUAAACUUCUGAAUAAUUUGAGCUUCAACUUUCUGACAAAUUCCAUAAUCAGAGACAUAACUUCAUUGGACAGCAAAUUAUUCCAUAUUAAUGUGUUAGGGUGCAAGAACUUAACCUUCAUUGGAGUUAACAUAAAACCUCCAGCACAAAGCCUAAACACAGAUGGUAUCCAUGUUGCAAGAUCAAGAGGUGUAAACAUCACAAAUUCACAAAUUGGCACAGGAGAUGAUUGCAUAUCAAUUGGUGAUGGAGUUCAACAAAUGUACAUAACAAAUGUGACAUGUGGACCUGGCCAUGGAAUUAGUGUUGGUAGCCUAGGAAAAACUCCAGGGGAAUUGCCUGUGGUUGGAGUUUUUGUGCAAAAUUGCACAUUUAUUGACACUGACAAUGGUGUAAGGGUGAAGACAUGGCCAGCUUCACAUAAUGGUGUUGUUAGAGAUUUGCACUAUGAGGAUAUUAUUGUGCAAAAUGUUAGCAAUCCUGUUGUCAUUGAUCAACUCUAUUGCCCUUAUAAUCAGUGCAAGAAAGAUUUGCCAUCACAAGUGAAGAUUAGCAAAGUGAGUUUCAAGAACAUACGAGGAACAUCAAGAACUCAAGAUGCUAUACAAAUUAACUGCAGUAAAGGUGUGCCAUGUGAAGGUGUAGAAGUUGGAGAUAUUGACAUAACCUAUAAGGGAAAUGAAGGGCCAGCCAAGUCUAGUUGCCAGAAUGUUGACCCAAGUUUUGUAGGCAAGCAGAAUCCACCAGUCUGCACUAGUUCUGCAGAGUCUUCUUGAAGUUCUUUAUGCGUAAAAAAGACCGUCCGAUGCACAAAAUAUGUGAACGCAAGGUUAUGGUAAGAGUCACACCCCAAAGGGAUAUAAUGUUGGCAGUCUACUCUGACGCAAGCAUCAGUUGAAGUUUUUUGUGUAUUUUUUUUUUUUUUUUUUUUUUUUUUUUUUUUUUUGUAAUUCAGUCUUUUUUUUUCUUCCAUUAUUGGGAUCCCGCUUAAUCCGGAUCGUCUAGAGUGAGACCCAUUAAAAGAAAAAACGCUCCCUACUAAUAAUUUUUUUUUUUUAUUCAUAGAACUCGAGCCCAAAACCUUUUAUUAAAGGUAAGAGUAAUUCAGUCUUCUUGAGCUUUGAUAUAAAGCUCCCAGAAAUUUGUCCCCAUAUCAUUUGGGAUUUUCCUUAGCUAGUAGUAUUGGAGUUGUCUGUUAGGUAAGAUGUAGACCGAGGAAAUUGUACAGUGUUGAGAAAUUACCAAGCUGUACACUUGAAUUAGAAAAAUAAAUCACCUUUAUAGUAUGAGAUUUUAUCA